Mercenaria mercenaria is the source of this 1569-nucleotide messenger RNA. RefSeq lists its product as uncharacterized. Lineage: Eukaryota; Metazoa; Mollusca; Bivalvia; Venerida; Veneridae. The record is from RefSeq and is a predicted model, not a curated record. The transcript has 2 exons. The coding region runs from base 189 to 980 and encodes 263 amino acids.
AAAAAAAAAAAGAAAAAAAAAAAAAGAUUUUAUCAUGAACUUUAAUACAUCAUAGUUUAAUCAUUAGUUUUGGUCUUUAAGACCUAUAAGAGUUUUUUUUACAUUUAUUUUCUAUUACUUUGCGAACUGGAGGACGUUUAAGAAUUUAAUAAGGAAAUAUAUCCGCUGACAAACACCAGAAAGUUGAAAUGAGGAUCAUUUCGCUAGUUGUCGUGGCGUUAGCCGUUUUAGUAUCAGGAAAUAUUUCGGCCCAAACCACAGAGAGAUAUAACAUUUCUGCAAUAGGACAACCGUUGAUCGAUUUGGGGAACAAACUCAGCCUCCCAUAUCUUGACCUUACAGGUAAAAUCAUCAACAGUCUUGCACGAAAACUUCGUGCAGAACUUCGAAAAGACAUAUUACAGGACAUAUGCCGUUUGCAUCCGUGCUCGGAAUGGAGUAAAUGGUCCAAAUGUGAUUACAUUGAACCUAACGAAUACAGACAAUACGGAGGUUCAAACCGCUCAAGAAACUGCGGUUAUAAUACUACACUGUGUGAACGAUAUGAUGAUCGAAAUAUGGAGUAUGAAUUUAAAGUCUGCAAAUGUAGAGAGGACUAUACCAUCACUACCCACGGAUAUUGCAUAAAAUACUUCAGCGGUCCUGUCCACCGGUAUUUUGCAAAAGCAGCGUGUCAUGGUGAUGGCGGAUACCUAAUCAACAUCCGCUCUACAACAAAGGCAAAAGACGUGAAUGACACCCUUGAACGGAUACCUUCAAGUACAAAUUUCUGGAUGGAUGGUCAAAGAAAUGAAAUUUAUGAAUGGGAAUUUGAGAAUCCGCCGGAAGACCCUACCUUCAGUCGCUGGUACUCCAAUAACCCUGGUAAUGGUCUCUGCAAAGCAUAUUGCUAUAACUCAUCAAGCGGCACAAAGAAAUGGCAUUGGUGUGAUGCAGAAUGCACCGGCACAAGACCAUUUAUGUGUGAAAUAGUCGCAUAGACAAUAGAUGCGACGGGGCUGAUGGCUACAACUUAAAAUUAGUGUCUAAUGUUUUUUUUAAAACACAUUCCUGUGACUGAAUGUAAGGAAAGUCUUAUUUACUUGUUAAAGUAACUAUAUAGAUUUUUUCACGUAUCAUUUUCUUUAGAAUUCCCCACAUUUAACAAUAUACAUGUAAUACACUUAUUUUGUAAGAGACAGAGGAAAUACGUCAUUGUAGUCUGAAACAGAAAAAUAUAAUGAUUUGUCUUGAUUUUGUAUCGUCAUCCCGUUGUAAAAUGCUUUCAAUUUAUUUAUUUAUUUUGUUGGAUUUAACGUCGCACCGGCACAGUUAUAGAUCAUAUGGCGACUUUCCAGAUUUGAUGGUGGAGGAAGACCCCAGGUGCCCCUCCAUGCAUUUUUUCAUUACGAGUGGGCACCUGGUUAGAACCAUCGAUCUUCUGUAAGCCAGCUCAGCUGGGUGGCUUCCUCACAUGAAGAAUUCAACGCCCCGAGUGAGGUUUGAACCAACAUCAAUGAGGGACAAGUGAUUGGAAGUCAGCGACCUUAACCACUCGGCCCGGAGGACAUGCAAGUACUUUUUUUUAUA